AUGGCCAUGGAACCUCUGGAAACCCCCAUCAAGGAUGGCAUCCUCUAUCAGCAGCACAUCAAGUUUGGCAAGAAGUCCUGGCGGAAGGUGUGGGCUCUGCUGUAUGCAGGAGGCCCAUCAGGCGUGGCACGGCUGGAGAGCUGGGAGGUCCGGGAUGGAGGUCAGGGGCCAGUGGGUGACAGAUCCACAGGGCCUGGCCGACGGGGUGAGCGGCGAGUUAUCCGCCUGGCUGACUGUGUGUCCGUGCUGCCGGCCGAUGGUGAGAGCUGCCCCCGGGACACUGAUGCCUUCCUGCUCACCACCACCGAGCGAAGCCACCUGCUGGCUGCGCAGCACCGCCAGGCGUGGAUGGGCCCCAUCUGCCAGCUGGCCUUCCCGGGCACAGGGGGGUUUUCCUCAGGAUCAGGGGAGGCUGAGUCUCCCAAGAGGGGCCUCGUCCCCAUGGAGGAAAACUCCAUCUACUCCUCCUGGCAGGAAGUGGGUGAGUUUCCGGUGGUGGUGCAGAGGACAGAGGCUGCCAUCCGCUGCCAGCUGAAAGGGCCCUACCUCCUGGUGCUGGGCCAAGACGCCAUCCAGCUGAGGGAGGCUUCCAUCCCCCAGACCCUCUACAUCUGGCCCUACCGCUUCCUGCGCAAGUUUGGCUCAGACAAGGGUGUGUUCUCCUUUGAGGCUGGCCGCCGCUGCGACACGGGCGAGGGACUCUUUGCCUUCAGCAGCCCCCGUGCCCCUGACCUGUGCAGGGCUGUGGCCGCUGCCAUCUCCCGCCAGCGGGAGCAGCUGCCAGAGCAGGCCGGACCCCGGCCCUGCCCGCUGCCGCGGGCCACUUCUCUGCCCUCCCUGGAACCCCCCGGAGAGCUGCAGGAGGUGCCUCCAGGGCCCGAGCUGUCCACCUCCAGGAGGGCACGUGUGGCUGAGCCUGGGCCGCAGAGCCUGCCGCCGCUGCUGAGCCCCAUGCCCGAUGAGCCAGCGUCCGGGCUCUACGCCUCAGUGUGCAAGGGGGCCAGUGGGCCCCGGACCGCUGCCGAGCACCUCUAUGAGAACUUGUGCAUGCUGGAGGCCAGCCCCAUGCUGACCGAUGGAGGCCCUGAGGCCCGGGAGGGCCCUGGCGGCCACAGCCCCUUGGCCAGCCCCAUCUACCACAACAAUGAGGACCUGAGCUGGCCCAGCUCAUCCCAUGACAGCCGCCUGGAGGCCCAGUACCGGCGGCUGCUAGAGCUGGAGCUGGAUGAGGCCGGGGGCACUGACCGUCCCCGUGCUCAGACAGCCUUCAAGGCCAAGCUGGUGACACUGCUAAGUCGCGAGCGGAGGAAAGGCACUGCCCCCUGUGAACGGCCCUGAACGGCCGUGAGGAGUAGCAGAAGAGAGAGAGGUGCCCUUUCUGGGACAGGAGGGUGGGCCAGCAGGGAAACAAUGGGCACCUGCAGACACAUCCCCAAGUCCCCUAGGGCCUGCAGGGACAGGCAGGUGGCCUGGGGAGGACUCCACCCCGUCCUUCCUGCCCAAGUGUACAGUGUGGAUUCGCUGAUAAUAAAGACCUCCUGCUCCA
Galeopterus variegatus (Sunda flying lemur) is the source of this 1546-nucleotide messenger RNA. It is a transcript of the gene DOK3, whose product is annotated as docking protein 3. Gene Ontology annotation, cellular component: cytoplasm. NCBI's taxonomy places the organism in Eukaryota, Metazoa, Chordata, Mammalia, Dermoptera, Cynocephalidae. Gene Ontology annotation, biological process: cell surface receptor protein tyrosine kinase signaling pathway; positive regulation of MAPK cascade. Bases 1 to 1338 code for a protein of 445 amino acids. The transcript has 5 exons. The record is from RefSeq and is a predicted model, not a curated record.